UAGUUAAACAGUUGACUUUACUGGAAAAUGAUAUUAUUUUGAAGUGAGGCUUCACUUGCCGAGUCAGUGACCUGCUUGGAGGGAAAGCAGUGGGUCUGAGCCUGGCUCUUGCUCUCGGGGCGGCAGCAGCUCUGGCGUUUGCCGUCACCGUAGGAGCAGUGAGUAAUGACAGCCAUGUCUGCUUUCAGGUUCUGGUCUGCCCUGCUGAUUGCACUGGGCUCUCUCUGCCCUAGAGGUUCAGCAUGUGGCGUUUCAACACACAUAGAAAUAGGACACAGAGCUCUGGAAUUUCUCCACCUUCAAGAUGGGAGUGUUAACUACAAAGAGCUGUUACUUGAACACCAGGAUGCAUAUCAGGCUGGAUCUGUGUUUCCUGAUGCGUUUUACCCCAGCAUCUGUGAAGGAGGAAAAUUCCAUGAUGUGUCUGAGAGCACGCACUGGACUCCAUUUCUUAAUGCGAGCGUUCAUUAUAUCCGAGAGAACUACCCCCUUCCUUGGGAGAAGGACACAGAGAAACUGGUAGCUUUCUUGUUUGGAAUUACCUCUCACAUGGUGGCCGAUGUCAGCUGGCAUAGCCUGGGUAUUGAACAAGGAUUCCUCAGGACCAUGGGAGAUAUUGAUUUUCACGGCUCCUUUCCUGAGGCGCAUUCGGCUGGUGAUUUUGGAGGAGAUGUAUUGAGCCAGUUUGAGUUUAAUUUUAAUUACCUCUCACGGCACUGGUAUGUGCCCACUGAAGAUCUACUGGAAAUUUAUAAGAAACUCUAUGGCCGAGAAGUCAUCACGAAAAAUGCAAUUGUUGACUGUUCAUACCUUCAAUUCCUGGAAAUGUAUGGUGAGAUGCUAGCUAUUUCCAAGCUUUAUCCCACUUAUUCUAGAAAGUCACCAUUUUUGGUGGAACAAUUCCAAGAAUAUUUCCUUGGAGGACUGGAUGAUAUGGCGUUUUGGUCCACUAAAAUUUACCAUCUCACGAGCUUCAUGUUAGAGAAUGGGACCAGUGACUGCAACCUCCCUGAGAACCCUCUGUUCAUUGUGUGCGGUGGCCGGCGAUCCAGCACCCGGGGCUCAAAAGUACAGAAAAAUUAUUUUCAUAGGAAUUUGACUGUAUCCCUCACUAAAGAUAUUAGAAAAAAUAUCAACUACACCGAAAGAGGAGUGUUAUUCACCGUGAAUUCCUGGAUCUCGGAUUCCCCCCUAUCCUUUAUGUACCAGGCUCUGGAGAGGAACAUCCAGAUAAUGUUUCCAGGCAGCUCUCACCAGUCAUCGAAGCACAUCUCUAGCCCGCUGGCAUCUUACUUCUUGUCACUUCCCUAUGCGAGGCUUGGUUGGGCAAUGACCUCAGCUGACCUCAACCAGGAUGGGUACGGGGACCUGGUGGUGGGCGCCCCAGGCUACAGCCGCCCCGGCCACAUCCAGAUUGGGCGAGUCUACCUCCUCUAUGGCAACGACCUGGGCCUGCCCCCCAUUGACCUGGACCUGGACCAGGAGGCCCAUGGGAUCCUGGAGGGCUUUGAGCCCUCAGGUCGUUUUGGCUGAGCCUUGGCCGUGUUGGACUUUAACCAGGACGGCAUGCCUGACCUGGCCGUGGGAGCCCCCUCGGUGGGCUCCGAGAAGCUCACGUACAAAGGUGCAGUGUACAUCUACUUCGGUUCCAAACAAGGAAGAAUGUCGCCUUCCCCCAACAUCACCAUCUCUUGCAAGGACGUCUACUGCAACUUGGGCUGGACACUCCUGGCUGCAGAUGUGAAUGGAGACAGCGAGCCCGAUCUGGUGAUUGGCUCCCCUUUUGCACCAGGUGGCGGGAGACAGAAGGGAAUCGUGGCUGCAUUUUAUUCUGGCCCCAGCCAGAGCAACAAAGAACAGCUGAAUGUGGAGGCAGCCAAUUGGAUGGUGAGAGGUGAGGACGACUUUGCCUGGCUAGGGUACUCCCUUCACGGUGUCCUUGUGAACAACAAAACUUUGCUGUUGGUUGGGAGCCCGACCUGGAAGAAUGCUAGCAGUCUGGGCCAUUUGUUCCGCACUCGUGAUGAGAAACAGAGCCUCGGAAGGGUGUAUGGCUAUUUCCCGCCAAAUUGCCAAAGCUGGUUUACCAUUUCUGGAGACAAGGCAAUGGGGAAACUGGGUACUUCCCUGUCAAGUGGCCACAUAAUGGUGAAUGGGACCCGGACACAAGUGCUGUUGGUUGGAGCCCCAACUCAUGAUGAUGUGUCUAAAAUGGCAUUCCUGACCAUGACCUUGCACCAAGGGGGAACCACUCGGAUGUAUGAGCUCACACUUGACUCACAGCCUUCUCUGCUCAGCACCUUCAGUGGAGACCGCCGCUUCUCUCGAUUUGGUGGAGUUCUGCACUUGAGUGACCUGGAUAAUGAUGGCUUAGAUGAAAUCAUCAUGGCGGCCCCACUGAGGAUAGCAGAUUUAACUUCUGGACUCAUUGGGGGAGAAGAUGGCCGCAUUUAUGUAUACAACGGCAAACAGACCACCUUUGGCGACAUGACCGGCAAAUGCAAAUCAUGGAUAGCUCCAUGUCCAGAAGAAAAGGCCCAAUACGUAUUGAUUUCUCCUGAAGCAGGCUCAAGGUUUGGGAGCUCUGUGAUCACCGUGAGAUCAAAGGAAAAGAACCAAGUUGUCAUUGCCGCUGGAAGGAGUUCUUUGGGAGCCAGACUCUCGGGGGCGCUUCAUAUCUAUAGCCUUGGUUUAGAUUAAAGAUUUCACUCGGCUUUCCUAA
Equus quagga is the source of this 2722-nucleotide messenger RNA. RefSeq names its product glycosylphosphatidylinositol specific phospholipase D1 (gene GPLD1). The transcript is spliced from 25 exons. Gene Ontology annotation, cellular component: extracellular region; extracellular matrix. NCBI's taxonomy places the organism in Eukaryota, Metazoa, Chordata, Mammalia, Perissodactyla, Equidae. The record is from RefSeq and is a predicted model, not a curated record. Gene Ontology annotation, molecular function: GPI anchor phospholipase D activity.